AACCACUGGUUACUGCUCACCAGCUCCGUAAACACUAACACAACGAGACGCUGUAAAUGAAAUGUAUCGCAUGACUCGUUUUCCCUGUGACUUGCAGCAUUUUCUACUUCGCUAAUGGCAGUGACAUUGUACAUAAGUGACUUGUAUAAUGUCAUGAUUAUGGACUCCUGAACGAGUACUUUCUGCACACACUGACGAUUGCGCAUCUGGAGUUGGCUGCGACCGCUAGCUAGCGAACAAGCUAGCAUAGCAUAGCAUAGCACUGAGCCGUGGACCCAGGCUGCGGUUCCAUCCGAAUUCGUCGCUACCAGCUAAGUUAGCUGUCAGGUCUGGGCUCUCGCUUAUGACAGAUCGGCUCAUGCGGUGGCCAGCGACAAAGGAGUCGCCGAAAAUGUAAAUCACCAUGAAGUCAAAGAGACGGGAACUGGUGGUGCCAGUGAUGGCCUCUCCCCUCCCUGUCUCGUUCAUCCUGGUCUUUCUGCUGCUGGCUAAGUGGCCUGUGUGCCAGGCAGGAGACUGCAAGGGCCACAGGCAGGUAAUGAAGGGACCACCAGGCUAUGUUACAGAUGGCCCUGGAAACUACUCUGUCAAUGGGAACUGCGAAUGGCUUAUUAAAGCUCCCAGCAACAGUCAUCGCAUAGUCUUGAACUUCACCUUCAUGGACACAGAGUGCACCUAUGAUUACCUUUUUGUUUACGAUGGUGACUCCUACCAGAGCCCUCUCCUUGCCAGUCUGAGUGGCAACACGCUGCCUCAACCUAUUGAAGCCAAGUCUGGCAAGAUGCUGCUUCAUCUUUUCAGUGAUGCUAACUACAACCGCUUGGGCUUCAAUGCGACCUACACCUUCUCUUUGUGCCCUGGAGCCUGUAGUGGUCAUGGCCGCUGUGACUCCUCGACAUCGAAGUGCCAGUGCCAUCAGGAUUGGGGAGGAGCAGCUUGUACGACCCCUAUGUGCUCUAAGGACUGUUUUGUGAAUGGCCAAUGUGACAAGAAAGGAGAGCGCUGUCUGUGUAACUCAGGCUUCCUGGGUCACAGCUGCCAGCUUGGUCUCCAUGACGACAAUGGUGUUGGCCAGUGGUGGCGUGUAAGUGAAGGAAACGACUACACACGUCCUAGAACAGGUUCUGCUGGCGUGUAUCUGUCCUCUACUGGAGCCAUGUACUUAUUUGGAGGAUUUGAUCUCAACAGAGUUCUUGGUGACCUGAUCAAAUACAAUUUCACCUCCAAUCAAUGGGAAAGCAGGUCUUAUGGCCACUCUCCUGUGGCACGUCAUUCCCUCACAGCAGUAGAAUGGACGGGCAACAUGAUUAUCUUUGGAGGUGAACUAGCUAAUGGCUCGCUGGCCAGUGAUGUCUGGAUGUAUCGGCCACUUCGCGAUGACUGGCAACAGCUUGGUUUUUCAAGUACACUUGGUGCCCCUAAACUAGCAAACCAUGCUGCAGCUGUAGUCGAAGAUUAUCUCUAUGUGUUUGGAGGUCGUACUGAGGAGGAUAUGUUUUCCUCUUCUCUGUAUCGGUUCGGACUGAGUGGCUCUGGGCGAUGGGAGACUGUGCAGCCCACUGGGGGAAAACCUCCAGCUACCGCUGGCCACUCCAUGGUGUUCCACAGCCCAUCCAGGACACUGCUGGUCUAUGGAGGCCAUCGACCCACCACUGCCAGGUUUAGUGUGAGGGUGAACAAUACCGAUGUGUUCCACGUGGACAAGCGCUUUUGGACAUCUCUCCGUUCACGUUUUCCAGCAACGGGCCCCAGAGAAAGAGCUUUCCACACAGCCACCGUCAUUGGAAACUACAUGGUGGUCUAUGGUGGGAACGUACAUAUUCACCACUACGAGGAGAAGUGCUAUGAUGAGGAGAUCUUCUUUUACCACCUGGGUUGUCAUCAGUGGGUGUCUACUGGCGAGAGAUGGUCCCUCCGCGGGGAUACUGUGACUGGGCGUUACUCACAUGUUGCUGCUGUGAUGGAAGGUCGAGUGCUCCUGGUUGCUGGAGGUUACAGUGGUGUUGCCCAUAGAGACCUGGUGGCUUACAAAGUUCCACUGUUUGUCAGUAGUGAACGAGGUGACAGGGAUGCUGUAUGUGCUGAGGCUAUAGAUGAAAGCAUGUGCUUGAAGAACCCAGAGUGCAGCUGGUGCGAAGGCCGCUGUCGAGAGUCACAACCCACUAACCCGUGCGGCAGUACUGGCUGCCUGGGCCUGGCGCGCUUCCUGUCUGACUGCCAGUCUUGUCUUGUGUUCAGUGGCACUCCAGCUACUUUGGCCCUUGCCCCUGGGGAAUUUGGGUGGUGUGUUCAGAAUGAGUCCUGCCUGCCCGUGUCAGAGCGAAGUGUGUGCCGUGUGGACCAGAUCUCAGGGGCGUACGGCUGGUGGGGGGAGCGUACCCAUUUCCUUACCUCCCUCCACUCCUGUCGCACCGAGAACUAUGUCCCAGGACUGCACCUGCUCACCUUCCAGCACCCCCGCAACAACUCCCAGCCUGACAAGGUUGCCAUCCUCCGCAGCUCCAACAUCAUCCUUAGCCCCACCACAGAAAUGGACGUCGCUCUGCAGUUCAGGGGCUUCAUACACCCGUUGUGGGGGGCUCCCCCACACGCCUCUCCUCCCACCGAGACCGUUUCCAUGUGGGCUCGCAUUCAGAGGCUCCAUUUUGAGGCUCGAGUGGCAUCGGGUCCCAACUCCAGCCAACUGGAGGUGGUGGGUCGUUGGGCAGCUCAGCAGGAAAAGGAGUUGAAGAUACUGUCGCGCACAGAUGGCAGUAGGCUGUUCUCUAACCUGACCAGGGGCAAUCAUUACCUUGUUCAGGCUGAGGGUUACCUGAACAACUCCGGUUCAGGACAAACCAGUGAGAUGGCCCUUACCUGGAAUAGAACGUUGCCAGGAGGGAGUGAAAUCUCCUUCCUGUUCUUGGAGCCGUACCGCUCAGGUUCCUGCUCAGGCUACAUGUCCUGUCUGGCGUGUCUGUCCGAUCAGUCCUGUGGCUGGUGCCCGUCCUUGUCCCGUUGCCUGCUGCGGGACAGCCUGGACCUUGAACCUUGCCCCGAGAGAGAGAAAAGUGAAGGUGGAGAGGAAGAUCAGCACCAUCUGCUGUUGGCCCCCCAGCAGUGCACCUUGUGUGAAGAGUACAGAGACUGCUCUGCUUGUACCCAGGACCCUUACUGUGAGUGGCAGAUAAACUCCAGCAAGAAAGGGGACUAUCAGUGCAGUCGACGGGGAAGACUGGACGGAUCUAUACGAGACCCGACAGGGUGUCCUAGAGUCUGCAAUCAGAGAAAGACAUGUGGUGAGUGCCUGUCCAACUCCAGCCAGUGUGCGUGGUGUGAGUCAGCCCAGGCCUGCUUCUACUUUGCUGCCUACCUCACAAAAUACCCAUAUGGAGAGUGCAGAGACUGGUAUGACAGCGUUCAUUCAGUUCCCCAGUGUAAACAAUGUUCAUCGUUCAACACAUGCACAGACUGUCUGAGAACAUUCCAGUGUGGCUGGUGUGGUGAUUACAACAAUCCCACCAUUGGAAAGUGUUUGAGGGGGGACUGGGCUGGAAUAGAUGAUCCCUCUGUUUAUAACUGCAGUGUGGCUGUUGCUGAAGCACGGGCUGCUAACCCCGAGCCUCAGACCUCAGCCCCGCCUCGGCCGCUGGAGAUGGAGCUGGAGUUGGAGCACUUGGACGAUGAAGACCAAGACGCAGUCUGGUCUUACCCCACCUGCCCAGAUGUUGAAGAAUGCAGACUGGGUCUUCACAACUGUCACCCCUAUGCCACUUGCAUUAACACUCCCACGUCCUACGAGUGCCACUGUGAGAGAGGAUACACAGGGGACGGCACGCUGCACUGCAACCAGACGUGCUACAAUGAAUGUCGUGAGGGUCAGUGCAGCGGGAGCCCACGCUUCGAGUGCGAGUGUUCCCUGGGUUGGACGUCUGACCCUGCCACUCUGGUUCUGAGUGGUGUUGAAUGUGAUGUGGACUGUGGCUGUAACUUUCACUCUACCUGUAUCACUGCUCCGGGGAUCUGUGACGAAUGCCAGGACUGGACUACAGGGCCUCACUGUGAGCACUGUCGUCCUGGGAGCUUCGGUUCAGCCCUGGCUGACGGCAGCGGCUGUGUUCCUUGUGAGUGUAAUGGCCAUGGUGACCCUCUCCAAGGCUACUGCCACAACCAGACUGGCCAAUGCUACUGCACCCACAACACUCAGGGACCCCACUGCGAGUCCUGCCUGCCUGGUUACUAUGGAGACCCCAGGAACAAUGGCACGUGCUACCGUCAGUGCCAGGGCCGCUCUGUGCUCCUCUCCUCCAGCUCGUCCUCCAGCGUGCCUCUUUCUUCUUCUCUGGGAUGGCGAAGCGGCACUGAAGGGAAAGGAGGGCUUUCUCAUUGCCUUUGGGUCUUGUCUGUGACUGAUAACCUGGCACCGUGUAUGUCCAGACAGCUGUGUCCCCCUGUAGCCCUCACUUUACACCCUGACUCCCAUACACAUUGUAAAAACUCGUUUGUGUAUGUGUUUGACGGUCUGCCUCGUUUUCUGGGUAAUGGAGUUGUUCACUCGGAUCAUAACCUAAUUGGAGCUUUUUGUGGCACUACAAGGACUCAGCCUAUCACAGUGGAGGCAACCUCAGGUAUAAUCUCAGUCUACUUUGAAGCCAACGUGUCUUCAACCAAACCUCAAGGCUUCAACGCGUCUUACUGGGUGCGACGGUGUCACCAGAGCUCCGACGAGGGUGAUGAGGGCUCACCUGUGUGCCCAGGGGGAGGCCAGUGCCAGAGUGGCCUCUGCCAGUGUCCUCAGGGCUUUGGAGGACCCCACUGUGACCGGCCCAUGUGCCCCCAGGAUUGUGGAAUAGCAGAAGGAAGGGGGGCUUGUAAUUCAUCUCUGGGAGUGUGUGUGUGCUUAGACAGCUGGGUUGGCUCAGACUGCUCCGUUCCUCGAGACGCCAACACCUUGAUCUGGGAAACACUGCUGGACACACAGCUGACCAAGAACCAGGCCCACAGGUUCCUCCACAGGAUGGGCCACUCUCUAGUGUCUGGACCACAGGGCAAUCUCUGGCUGUAUGGAGGACUCUCCUUGUCAGAGGGCAUUCUGGGAAAUGUCUACAGAUAUUCCGUGUCGGAGCAUCGUUGGACCCAAAUGUUGACGAGCUCUGCGGAGGAGGGCUCAGCUCCUAGCCCACGCUAUCACCACGCCUGUGCACUCCUCACCACACAUGAGUCUGGCUCUGGAAGCCACGGUGCCACUCACAACUUCAUGUUUGUGGUGGGAGGUGUCACUCAAAAUGGUGUUGCCAUGGAUACCUGGAGUCUCAAUCUCAGCAGUUUAGUCUGGAGAGAACACAAGAGCGCAGUGUUGUCCCCAGUCGCAGGCCACACCCUCACUGUACGCCGAGAAUCCUCCGUACUUUUGAUUGGAGGUUACUCUCCAGAGAACGGCUUCAACCACCACCUGCUGGAGUUCAGCCCCCGUACUGGGAACUGGACCAUAGCCCCACACACUGGAACACCACCUACAGGUUUAUAUGGUCACUCGGCAGUCUACCACGAGCAGACUGAUGCCAUCUAUGUCUUUGGAGGUUAUCGCUUUCACGUGGAGACAGUGGAGCCCUCAGGCGAGCUCUACAGUCUGUACUAUCCCAACCUCACCUGGUCUCUGCUCGUCCCCUCACAGGGAAAUAAGGUAAGAAGCUCUCUCACCUGCUUGAGUGACAGAAAAUUAAACAAGUCAAACACUUAUGUUUAUCAGUCUAGUGCAAAAAUAACUUAUCUGUUCUUGAUCGUGUGCUUUGCUUCGCAGCCCCUGUCCCGCUUCUUCCAUGCUGCAGCCCUGAUCAAAGACACCAUGGUCAUAGUUGGGGGGAGGACAGAAGCAGAAGACUACAGUAACUCCGUGUCUCUGUAUCAGAUCAACUGUAACACCUGGAUACGACCAGUCUCUGCCGUUGGAGAUCCAGUGAAUCGUUCCGUAUCUCUUGCCAUGACGAGCUGGGAUGGUCGUAUGUUUGUGUCGGGGGGCUUCAACGGUGUCACACUGGGCAGACUCCUAACCCUGACCGUGCCCUCUGACCCCUGUGGCCUGCUGCCAACACCUGAGGCCUGCAACACCACCACAGGCAGCUGCGUGUGGUGUAGGGGAAGCUGUGCUACUUCAAAUACUGCUGAGAGGAUGGGUUGUUUCACAGGCCAGUCCCCGUGUUCCCCAACCCCACGUCAGCCAGACCAGUGUCGUCGGUUGAAGACCUGCAGUGAAUGCCUGGCCCGACACCCCAAGACAUUGUCAAGUCCAUCACAGCCUGCUCUUCAGUGUAAAUGGUGCACAAACUGUCCGGAGGGGGCCUGUAUCAGCAGCUCUGUCAGCUGCACGUCUGAACAUGACUGUCGGAUCAACCAGAGAGAGAUUUUUCUGUCCAGCAACUGCACUGAGACCAGCUGUGAGGCGUCUGACUGCCCCAAGUGUACGGCUUCAGGAAAAUGCAUGUGGACUCGCCAGUUCAAGCGCACAGGUGAGACCAGGCGCAUCCUGAGUGUGAACCCCACCUAUGACUGGACAUGUUUCAGCUACGCCCUGCUCAAUGUCUCACCCAUGCAAGUGGAGUCCUCUCCCCCUCUGCCGUGCCCUCCGCCCUGCCACACUCUCCAGAACUGCAGCCUGUGUCUGGGCUCGAGAGGCUCGGACGGGGGCUGGCAGCACUGCGUGUGGAGCAUGGCGCUGCAACAGUGCAUGAGCCCUUCCUUUGUGCCCCUGCGAUGUGAAGCAGGUCAGUGUGGACGUCUGCUGUCUGGUGGGGACUCUUGCUCUCCCCAGUGCUCCCAGCUCACCCAGUGCUCCCAGUGCAUUUCUAGGCCUCAGUGUGGCUGGUGUGCCACUCGUGGGGGUAACGGUGCUGGACGCUGUUUGCAGGGAGGACUUGAUGGUGUGAGUGAGGGUGUUUGUCCGCUGAGAAACAGCAGCUGGUCUUUCCUCCACUGUCCAGAGGAGGAUGAAUGUGUUAACGGCCAUCACCACUGCAACAGCACCCAGAACUGCCAUGAUCUACCCCAGGGAUACCACUGCACCUGCAAGCAGGGUUACAUACUCAGCAGUGUUUCUGGUCAGUGUGAGCCAGUGUGUGCUCAGGGCUGUGUGAACGGGACAUGUGUGUCUCCAGGGGUUUGUCGCUGUCACUUUGGCUUUGUAGGGGACAACUGCUCCUCUCAGUGCAGCUGCAACGAACACAGCAACUGUGCUGGAGUUACCAAACCAGAUGUUUGCCUUGAGUGCCACAAUAACACUAUAGGUAAACACUGUGAAAAGUGUAAGCCACUGUUUGUGGGCUCUGCCAAGGGCGGCGGAACAUGUCGUCCAUGUCGGGAGUUUUGCAGGGGAAACAGUGCCGUGUGUCUGUCCCGGGAUGAACAUAAGAAGGCGCUGGAAAACCCACGGCUUUUCAUUUUGGGCCCCAACACAAUUCAGAAUUUUGUGACUGAGGGUCCGACAGAAGAGAAUGCUGUGUGUGUGAAUUGCCAGAACAACAGUGUCGGGGACAAGUGUGAGAGCUGCCUCAGCGGCUACUUCCUGCUGCAGGGCAAGUGUGAGAAGUGUCAGUGUAAUGGCCACGCAGACACGUGUAAUGAACACGACGGCACAGGCUGCCCCUGUCAAAACAACACUGAGACCUCGUCCUGUCUGAGCAACCCUCAGAGUGACCGCAAAGACUGCUACAGGCAACAGUGUGCCAAAUGCAAAGACUCCUUCAACGGCACACCAGUGAAUGGGCGUCAGUGCUACCGUCAGUUCAACGUGGACACAGAGUGCUGCUUUGACCCCACGUCCCAGACCAACUGCUUCCACGACCCCACCAUCCGUAACCUCCCCAAGGGCCGCACUGUGUUCUUUGCAGCCCAGCCAAAGUUCACCAAUGUGGACAUACGGGUCACCAUUGAUGUGACCUUCGGUGAAGUGGAGGUGUAUGUCUCCAACUCUCAUGACACGUUCAUCGUGGACGUGGACCGCUAUACAGGGAUUCACACCAUCAAGAUUGAGGAGGAAGCGGUAACUCGGGGGACGACCGCUGGUGUGGAUAAGGAUUCACCUCCGUCUCCUAUUAAAGUGUUUGCCAACACCUCAUCCAGCUUUGGAGGUCCCGUGCUUUCCCACAACCCACUGCAGCUGCAAGCCAAAGCUCCAGGGUCCGAUAGAGAAAUUCGGGAGGAGCGAGCUGAAGGACUCAUCUCCUACAUCACCGUGUGGAAACCACAGACGGUGCUGAUCGUGCGCCGCGUUCGUGAUCGCGUGGUCAUCACUUUCCCCCAUGAAGUGCACUCCCUGAAGUCCAGCCGCUUCUACAUCGCUCUGAGAGGCGUGGGAACCGGCGAGAGGCAGGGAGAGUCCCAGGGUCUGCUGUUUCUGCGUCAGGACCAAGCACACAUCGACCUCUUUGUUUUCUUCUCAGUUUUCUUCUCCUGCUUUUUCCUCUUCCUCUCCGUCUGUGUCCUCUUGUGGAAGGUGAAGCAGUUCCUGGACUUCCGUCGGGAGCAACGUCGCCACAUUCAAGAGAUGACCAAGAUGGCAUCGAGACCAUUUGCGAAACUCACUAUAUAUCUUGAACCAGAGGAGCCUCAGCUUAUCUACCUGCCUUCGUCUGGGGGAGGGGUGGGGGGCAGCACCGUCUCACUUGCACAUGCCCGCACAAGCAAGUUAGGAGGAGUGGUGGUGGGUCAGAGGGGCCGGGCUGGAGGUGUCUCCUACAAACAUGACCCAGGCUCUGGAACCACAGGCCACCACCACCAUCACCUUACCCUGGGUGGAGGUGGUAACAGUGGUCAGCACCUCCCCCUGCAUUACCUGAAUACCCACCACUAUGCCAGCACCACCGCUGGCAACCCAGCCUCACAUCACCACCAUCCGUCCACCUACAGUGGUUACCAGCAUUUUUGCCGCUCCGACCCUUUCCUCUCUCAGCUCAUGGGUUUUUCCUACUCAACCUUUAAAGUGGGGCCCAUUACCCUGGAGCCCACGGAUGACGGCAUGGCCGGAGUGGCCACCGUCCUCUUCCAGCUGCCCGGGGGGGUCAUGGCUCCAAACCGCGCCUGUCUGGGCUCCGCACUGGUUACUUUGCGGCAGAACUUGCAAGAAUACUGCGGCCACGGCAACGGAGGGGGGCACCCAGGAGCGGGAGCGGGGCGGAAGGGGCUUCUGGGGCAUCAGCACCUGACCACUAUGGCUAUGUAGAGCAACAGAACACUAUAUAAAUGAAAUAUGACUGGGAUGAAAGAGAUGGGAGACAUCUGUACCUGUAUCAUAGAGGAUAGUUUCUUCAUGUAUGGUUGUAUGAGGUGCUGACAGAGUCAGAGCUGACAAACUGAAAACAUGGCUGCCAGCAAAGACACACAUUCUGUGUUUCCAUCGUGGUACGGUUCGCUUUGGAAUGGGUCAGGCUUGCAUUUCCACUGAGAACAGGAGCUUCAUUUGGUCGACGGGGUGUGGGCUGAGCUGUGAUGUCAUACCACUGCGACAACAACAAAUGUGACACAACAGACAUUGAAGAUUUUUCUCAAAGCUUUGUCUGAGAAUAGACUGCAGACAGACUGACUGUCCUGGGUGGAGUCAGAGUCUAGCUCCACCCCAAUCUUACUGUACCAUUUUACGCUGGUACCUCAAAGGAAGGGUGCUAAAAAUGCAAUGGUCGGGGCUGUUAUUUUUGGUUAUUUUGGCACUACUCCUAAAGGAAAAGCAAACAAAAUACGUACCGCACUGUACCAAACUGAACCAGACUGAACCAGACUGAACCAAACUGAACCAGACUGAACCGUUCCACUCGAUGGAAACACAGGUUUAAGAAAAGCAGAUUCUCACUCUCCUGCACCAGAUGUCAUUAAGAAAAUCUGUGUUUCGGUCAGAGAAGGCAGGAGCGGCUGGUUUACUGCUGCUGAACAAAUGACUUCAAGCACGGAACUGACUAAAUGAAACGUUGAAAAGAGCGCGGUGGAUCAACAAAGGCUGUGUCCUGUGAGCAUGUCACACACCCACACAUGAACACUCACAGUCAGUUAACAUGAGCAUUCGGAACACAACUGUACAUACACUGUAUAAUUUGUUGUUUUGUGUCUUUUAUUGUAUUAUGUAUUGCUAUACUGUAUUUCCGUGCUUCACAUGACCAAGCCAGCUGUCUUUAGAAUGCACUACAACUGCUACAACAAACAAAGCCACAGUGUUGCAUCCUUGACUGUGAUCACGAGAGGACAGUCAGACUCUGGAUAGUGUUAAUACUCACUGACCAACACAUCAUCUGCUCACUUUGGAACCAACAUGUGCUUUAUACCCCCAAAAAAGUGACAAUCAAAAUUGAAGUUGCCAUUUAGAACAAAGAACUGUUUAAAUUGUUUCAACCUAAUGUGCAAACUUCUGAUUGUCAGCUCAGCGCAGGAAAAAAAACUAAAGGUCAAAGUUGUUUUAUUUGAAUAGUGUAAUUGUAAGUGAAUACGCGGCAGGCCUGUAAGCUAUUAUGUUUAUGUUAAACACGACCGGUGAGUAUAUUUCUGCAUAUUCCUUCACCUGCGAUGUUACAUUGUCUGUUGUUUUUCUGCUCAUUUGCCUUCACUUCUUGCCUUGUCUGUGAGUCACUAAUGGAAAUGUGUGGUGCAGCUCCCGGAGGAUGGAAUAACAGUUGCUUUUUUUUUACAUUAUUGUUACAUUAAUUGUUUUCUGUACAAAAGAAAUGAAGGAUCAUGUUUUUAAUGCACUCCUGGGGUUUCCUUACCCUAUAAUAAUUUAAUUACACAACCAAACAUGAAGACAUGAUGUGUCCCGUUGAAAAAAGUCGAUCACAUUUUGUUGACAUUAAAUGUUUGAGACAUUAUGAUCAAAACGUUACGAUGUGGUUGAAACAUACUGUAUCAAAACUCCAUUGAUAAUGAGAAGAGUUGUGUUAGAAAGUUCUCCUGGUGAGAAAUGUAUGAAACAAUGUGUUGAUGUUAAUGUUUUUGUUUGUUUUCCUUUUUGCACUGUAUGGAGGCACCGAGCCCCGUUAUUCAUGUGAAACACUAAAGAGUGGACGUCGUCCAGCCUCCGAUGGCACUCGGUGUCAUGGACGACCUCAAGUGGUGCUACUGGUUUUCCUGGGAGGUUUUUUGUCAUAAACUGAAUACUCGCAGCUUAGUAAAGCAAAUAAAGCUCAAAUAAAUAUCGUCAUUAUUUAUAGCAACCCUCCACAAAUUUGCAUUAAUUCAGCUGCAUUAAUUUUUGUCUCAGUUUUCCUAACAUGCUUUAUUUUUGUACAUAACUUUUGUGUUUGUUUGUUUUUCUUCUUCUUUUUUUCAAAGAAGGGAACAGUGUUGUGCAAACUGUUGCCUCAAGAUUCUCUGUCCUGAGUCGACUGAAAUAAAGUCUGUGGAACAAGA
Molecule: messenger RNA, 11361 nt
Organism: Solea solea (common sole)
Lineage: Eukaryota; Metazoa; Chordata; Actinopteri; Pleuronectiformes; Soleidae
Gene: megf8
Product: multiple EGF-like-domains 8
Molecular function (GO): protein binding; calcium ion binding
Source: RefSeq, a predicted model, not a curated record